Messenger RNA from Moneuplotes crassus, 1578 nucleotides. The record is from the annotation of a GenBank genome assembly. NCBI's taxonomy places the organism in Eukaryota, Ciliophora, Spirotrichea, Euplotida, Euplotidae.
UUUAAUAUAAUAAAAUUGGAAUUCCUACAAACAAUGAAAAACUGUUUUCUUCUUCGAGCCUGAAUUAUCGCCAUUAUCCUCUUUGCCAUUGCUUCUUCAGCCAAGAUUCUACUGGUUUACCAGAUAGGAAGACAUGGAGCGAGAAGUGAUGCAGAAACCUUUAGAGGCAUACUUGAGGAUGAGAGUAAGAAUUAUGAGAUCAAUGAACUUUCAUUGACAAAGUUUGGACUCGAACAGACUUACCAACGAGGAGUGGAUGUUGUUAAUAGAUAUGCAGAUUUACUUAAAGAUAGCACCCCUGAUCAGAUCAAAGUUAGAGCAUCUAACUCUACUAGGUGAAUUUUGAGUGCUUAUUCACAACUUACCGGCAUGUAUGGAUCUGAUAAGUGUAAGACUAUCAUAGAACAAUACACUAGCGUUGAUAAAACCAAAGAAAUAAAUUACUUAAAAGAUCUUGAUGUAGAUGCCAGAAUUUGACUAAAACAGUUUAUCACUAAAGUAGAAGUCCAAGAAACAGGUGACUCUCGAUUUCAGAUGCUUGAGAAAGAGUGCGCUUUGUGUAAAAAUCUCACUUCUGAAGAAUCUAGAAGUCCCAGAACAAAACUACUAUUUGAAAACUAUGAUGCGAUAAUUCAAGAAUGGUCCGAUAAAUUUUAUCCGUACAUUGCUCAAGCUGAUCAUCUUAACUUCUGAGGUUACCUUGUGUCUAUUGUUCAACAUGACCUAAAGUUGAACCCAUCCUUGUUUAAUAAUGACUACUCACAUGACAAAAUAAUAAGUCUAUGCCAAAACUAUCUGUUAAAAGACUUGAAAGAGGUAACGACUAGAUCCCCUCUCUUAUGGAGAAUCUUGUCUUCAGAUUUUCUUAAAGAUAUCAUACAUGCUUUCGAUGAAGUUGGCUGGGAUUUAGGUCAUCUUAAGAAGGAUAGAGUGCUCUAUUACUAUGAUUCUGGCCAUGAUACAAACUUAUUGCCUGUUUUGAGAGCGUUAGGAACUGAUAUACAACAACCUAUUCCAUUCGCCUCUUCUUUGUUCUUUGAGCUACACGAAGAUGACAUUAACUCAGAAUUAUUCGUCAAAGUGUAUUUUAACGACAUUGAGGUAGAUGUAAACAUUCUUGAACAAAACGAUCUUUCCUCUAAUCAGCCAUCUGAUGAAGAGACCUCAGAAAAACUUGUAAUGAAACCAGAAGAGUCUGAAAAAUAUGACGAGCCAGAUGAAGACAGUUCACUCUACUAUAAUUUCAAGAGAUUCCUUCUAAGAAGGGUUCUCUCCGAAGACGUUGAAAGUUACUGAGGAAUGAAAUUGGAUGACGUAUCCACCCUAGAAAGUACCACAGGAGAGCCCCAGCAAUUCCAAACUCAGACGUUCAUGUUCAUCUUCUUUGUGUCAACAGUUAUGAUAGUCUCACUUUCAGGAAUAGCAAUUCUGAUCUACAUUAACAAAAGCCAAGAUGCUCAAAUGAAGAGAAUGGAGAGUCCAAAAGAUCUGCCAAUAGCAGGCAAACACUUCAAGUUCCAUGAUGAAAUGGAUAAUGAUUUUUGGGACAAGACCACCAAAGAUGCUGUUGUGGUAUAA